Musca domestica (house fly) is the source of this 1952-nucleotide messenger RNA. RefSeq lists its product as uncharacterized. Gene Ontology annotation, molecular function: nucleic acid binding. The record is from RefSeq and is a predicted model, not a curated record. Lineage: Eukaryota; Metazoa; Arthropoda; Insecta; Diptera; Muscidae. The transcript has 4 exons. Bases 1 to 1461 code for a protein of 486 amino acids.
AUGUUUACGCCAAAAAUAUGGCGUAGUGCCAACGAAGCUUUAAAGGAUAACUGCGUGGUUAAAACUGUGAAACAUGGUGGAGGAUCCGUAAUGGUCUGGGGAUGCAUGGCAGCACCGGAGGCCGGCAAAAUGGAAUUUAUAGAAUCAACAAUGAAAAAAAAAGAUUACCUCAAAAUUCUACAGCGCAAUGUUGCUCCUAGUGAUAAUGAUCCCAAACAUUCUGCUAAAAUUGUUAAAGAAUGGCUGCUGUACUGCACACACAAAACACUUGAUCAUCCUCCACAAUCCCCAGACAUUAAUCCAAUCGAACAUCUUUGGGAAUAUUUGGACAAAAAAACAAAACACAGUGUUACAGAAGAGACGUUAAAAAGUGAUAUCCAAGAGACAAUUUACAGUGACACAAAAACAACCACAACACGGAGAAUUUUGGAGCCAGCAGUAGGACGGACACACGCAGCACAACAACAACAAGGUACAACAUCGAGACCCGGAAAAAACCCCAAAUUCAAAAUAUGGCCGCUUACUUGCCCAACCAGGACUGCCGUCUGGACGAUCGAUCCAGACUCACCUGCCCGUCCAACAGCAAGAAGCGCCAAUCGACCCAUACGGCCAAUCCAUCGUCCCAGUUACACAUCCCCUGAAAGACGUCAACGAAGCCGAUCCGACGUAAGACCCCGCCAACGUCAAGAAAGACCUAGCUACUGGCAAUACUCAUGUGGACUAUGCCAAGAAGACCAUGCCCUCAGUGCCUGUGAGAGGUUCCGCCGGCAGACGCCCUUCCAGCGAUAUGAGACCGUGGAGCGUCGGGGGUAUUGCCGAAAUUGCCUGGCGAGAAGUCAUUUGGCCCCCGACUGCCCGUCUUUAACUGGUUGCCGGAGAUGCAACGACCGGCACCAUACCCUAUUGCACGGGGCGUCUCAAUUGGAGGAGGUAUCCCUAAAUAUAGAAGCCGUCACCACUCCAGCUUUCGCGUGGGACUUAGUAUUUGUACCGACGGCUAUGGUACGCAUAACGGCCGAGGGUAUGGAGGGUUUCAGCAUGUUGCGGGCCAUAGUUAGCCAAUCGGCGACGAUGUCCAAGAUCUCAUAUGCAGCUUUCCGUCGCCUGGGUCUGCAGUCGCGGAGCUACAAAGGGGAGCGAUUCACAACCUUCACAGUUUCGCCCCGCCGCACGAACAGUACUUGGAGUCUGAAGGUAAAUGCCGUAAUUAUCGAAGAUCUCCCAAGACGCAUUUACUCGGACCCAAUACUUGAAGACCCCACUAGAUGCUUCACGAGCUACGCCUUAGCUGACCCUGAUCCCAGAGGAAAUAGUCCGAUCGAUGUGGAACUGGGAGCGGACACGUACUCCGCCAUAAGGAAAGAUGGGUGUACAGCAGCUGGAAUUGGAGAUGUCCUGGCCUACAACACUCAACUGGGCUACGUGUUUGCUGGGCCAAUCAAGAACAUGCCGAGGAACUGAAGACCGAAGAUCCUUAUGGUAUAUUAGAAAUUAAUACUUACACUUGUCAUUCGGGGCCCAGAAAAUGUUCAUAAUAUUGCUAUUAAUUUGCCCAACACUGUUGGUUGGAUAUUUACCGGCGGCCGCAUAAAUGGCAUCAUAACAAAAUGAUGUAAAUAAUGUAAACACUUACACAUACACACAUACAUUUAUGCAGCCACCGGUAAAUUCCAAUGCUGAAUUCCAAUAAAUAAGCAUCGUCAACAGCCAUAACAGGUUUGAUGUGACGAUGCAAAUUGGAGAAUAAUCAGUUCUCAAGCAAUUACCGUCGCGAAAACAAGUUUCCCCCCGAGUGACAAGUGAUCAACUUAUCUAAUUAACAUUUAACAUAGAACACAGUGAACAACAACAACAACAAAAUUACUAAAUAUACAAAAAAGGAAUAUUUUACAUACAGUGGACAUUAUUUGUUAACAAAAAUUGCAACAAAUUUACACAACACAAAAAUAUUA